Messenger RNA from Necator americanus (New World hookworm), 495 nucleotides. RefSeq lists its product as uncharacterized. NCBI's taxonomy places the organism in Eukaryota, Metazoa, Nematoda, Chromadorea, Rhabditida, Ancylostomatidae. The record is from RefSeq and is a predicted model, not a curated record. The transcript has a single exon. The coding region runs from base 1 to 495 and encodes 164 amino acids.
AUGCCGCUCUGUCUCACCUUCAUCGACUUAAAAAAGGCCUUCGACUCAGUUGAGACGGAAGCGGUCAUGGAAGCGUUGGACAACCAAGGCGUCCCUACUCAGUACAUAAAGGUACUUCGAGAGUUGUACAGUAACUUUACGACCGGAAUUGCGCCAUUCUACAAGAAUAUCAUCAUUGACGUGAAGAGGGGGGUCCGACAGAGUGACACAAUCUCACCCAAAAUAUUCACAGCCACCCUCGAGAACGCAAUGCGAAAGUUGAAAUGGGACGACAUGGGAGUGAAGGUGGACGGUCGGCAGCUGCACCAUUUGCGCUUUGCUGAUGACAUCGUAUUGAUAACACCUAGCAUCAGCCAAGCGGAACGAAUGCUGACCGAAUUCGACGAAACAUGUGGAUGCAUCGGUCUUCAGCUGAAUCUGCAAAAGGCGAUGUUCAUGCGGAACGGAUGGGUCUCGAAUGCCCCAUUCACGCUCAACGGAACGAACAUAUCCUAA